AUGCAAAGGCUGCUUCUGCUUCUAACAUGGUUGCUGUCGUUAGCAAGCGCUUUCGAUAUAAAGAUACCACGCACUGAAAAACGAGAUCAAAUAGAAUACAACGCUGUGCUGGCAUGCGCAUCGUAUAUCAACACUCUAAAAUGGUCGUUCGAUAGUUCUCUUGUGCCAGGAUUCUGCUCCACCACAUGCUUUUACCCACCAGCAUUCGAUACUUGGUCUCUUUGUAUCUUUAAUUCGCUCACAGAUCAUGCUGUUCCAACGGUCAAUGCAAGUUUCGAGAAGAGUUUGGGCAAUGUAAGAAAGAUGUGUUCGUUUGUGGAUAAGCGCUUUAGCAAUAUUUCGUUGGAACAAUACUAUUUCUCCCUAAAUAACGCUUCUGCCCACGCCAUAAAGCAUUAUAACUCUACUGAAUGCCUAUCGACGUCGGUUUGGGCCGAUUUCAAGACUAGAUCUAAAUGGGUACUGGCUUUCCAUGCCAAUACUUACAAUUCAGAUAUCAGUAGCGUUUACGGCGCGUACUUGAGUUACUAUUUCGUUAUAGUAGGAGUGAUAGCAGUAUUUUUCCACAUGAGCCAUUACAAUGGGCUCAAUCGAGUGCUGUUUAGAUGCCGUAUCAUCAAUCUCAUUCGUGGCCAUUGCGUAUUGCCUACGUUUUUGAUUGGGAAACAUGCUAACCAUUUUAAGUUCCUUAAUUUUGAGAUCUUUAGUGGGUUGAUGCCCAACUCCUUGGAAUCAUGGAUCAUUAUUGGUUACACGUUAGCUAACAUGAUAUUCUUGUCCAUAGAUUACAUUAUAGAUCCCUAUAAUCUUAUUUUCAAGAGCCACCUGUCGCAAUUUAUGAGAUUACUGGCUGAUAGAUCCGGGAUAAUAGCGUUUACACAAUUUCCUCUAAUCAUCAUUUUCACAGCAAGAAAUAGUUUUUUGGAAUUUUUAACCGGACUUAAGUUUAAUUCAUUCAUUAGUUUCCAUAAAUGGAUCGGCAGAAUCAUGGUUCUCAACGCAAUGGUGCAUUCUCUUUCAUAUUCAUUGUACGCGUUGGCCAACCACAACUAUUCCAUAAGCAGCAAGGAAUUGUACUGGAAAUUCGGCAUUGCAUCCACAACAACGCUUUGUGUUUUACUGGUUCUGUCAUUAGGAAUGGUAAGGAAAAAGCACUACGAGUUUUUCCUUUAUACGCACAUACUGUUGGCUAUUUUGUUCUUUUACUGCUGUUGGAAGCACGUCACGAUAUUCAACGGUUGGAAAGAAUGGAUUGUGAUAUCACUAAUCAUAUGGGGGCUGGAGAAAGUGUUCCGGGUUUGGAACAUUCUGCAUUUCGGAUUCCCAAGGGCCACUCUAAUCAACUUGAACACUAGCAAGAACCCACACGAGGAAAUGUUCAAAGUUAUCAUACCAAAGCAUAACAGCAAAUGGCAAUCCAAGCCAGGCCAGUAUUGUUUCCUCUAUUUUUUGCAUCCUCUGGUGUUCUGGCAAUGUCAUCCAUUCACCAUUAUAGAUGAAGGGGACAAGUGUGUUAUAGUGAUUAAACCGAAAAACGGGCUUACCAGGGUCAUAUAUAACCAGAUCUUGAAAUCGCUGAACGGCAAGCUACAGCUCCGAGUAGCCAUCGAAGGGCCAUAUGGACCCAGCAACUACAAACUCAACAGGUUCGACCAUUUGCUGUUAUUAAGCGGCGGCACAGGCUUACCUGGUCCGUUGGACCACGCCAUCAAACUCUCUCAAAACCCAGCCAAGCCAAGCAUACAAUUAAUCAUAGCAAUCAAGAAUGUCUCGUUUCUAAACGGCUACAAGUCCGAAAUCCUAAAACUAAAGCAAAAUCAAGCAAAUCUCAACGUGCAGGUUUUUCUAACCCAGAAACCACCUGCCGCAAAGGGACCAACCGCCCACGACCAACUAAUCAAUCUUGAUGAUAUAAUGACAGAACUAACAAGUUUUGUACACAUCAGGCACACAAGGCCCGAUUUCCACGAACUGAUAAACGAGUCAAUGAAGAACGGGAGUCCAGCGGACUCCGUAGCAAUCGUAUGCUGCGGCCCGCCCGCCUUGGUCGACGACGUAAGAAACACCGUUUCCCGAACAGUCAUCGACCACCCUGGAAGGAUUAUCGAGUACUUUGAAGAAUACCAGUGCUGGUAA
Saccharomyces eubayanus is the source of this 2136-nucleotide messenger RNA. It is a transcript of the gene FRE6, whose product is annotated as putative ferric-chelate reductase. Gene Ontology annotation, biological process: copper ion import; intracellular iron ion homeostasis; iron ion transport. Gene Ontology annotation, cellular component: plasma membrane. The transcript has a single exon. The record is from RefSeq and is a predicted model, not a curated record. Lineage: Eukaryota; Fungi; Ascomycota; Saccharomycetes; Saccharomycetales; Saccharomycetaceae. Gene Ontology annotation, molecular function: ferric-chelate reductase activity. Bases 1 to 2136 code for a protein of 711 amino acids.